AUGUGGUUACCACUAUUAAGCAAUGAAAUUACAGUUGUUGUAGCUCCUAAACCUGAAGCAAAAGUUAAAGCAUGUUUCCCUCCAUCAAGGGCAGCCAGACAUUCUUCUAAAGUAUUUCUAGUGGGGUUUCCUGAUCUACCAUAUUCAAAACCCGUAUGUUCUGCUGGUGCAGGUUGUUUAAAUGUAGUAGCAGUUACUAUAGGUGGAAAAACUUCUGCAGAGUUCCAUUUUCCGGGUCCUGUCCAGCAUGAAUUGCAAUAG
Parnassius apollo (apollo) is the source of this 261-nucleotide messenger RNA. The record is from the annotation of a GenBank genome assembly. Lineage: Eukaryota; Metazoa; Arthropoda; Insecta; Lepidoptera; Papilionidae.